AUGUGGGUGUUUCACGGCACAGAUGGGUUAAAUGCAGAGGCCUUCUGUGCUCUUGUUCAUCGUUUCUUCCCAGAUGCUUUGGACUUCUGCACCCUUAACAGCGAACGAGAGAAGAACUUCACUCUGGCCUUCAGCACUGCAGAAUCUCUGGCUGGCUGCUGCCCCCUCCUGGACGUAUCAGACAUGUUACUAAUGGGGAAGAACCCUGACCCUUUCAGUGUGUUCACCUACGUUCAGUCCCUCUGCCAGCACCUCUCAAAAAUAGAGCGAGAUAGGAAGGAGCGAGAGAAGGCAGAGGAGGGCAAGAAUCAAGGCGAGGCUGAAGCCCAAGGCAAAAAAGAAGCUGAGGAUAAAGAGCAGGAGAUAAGGGAAGGAGAGGAGCAGGGGGAGGAGGAAAGAGAAACAGAAGGAGACCCAGAUGAAGAGAAAGGAGGGACUGAAGAAGGUAUGAAGAUGGAGACAGAUCAAAAUGACAACGUGGUAAACAGCGAGCAAACAAAUGAGACUUAA
Pygocentrus nattereri (red-bellied piranha) is the source of this 510-nucleotide messenger RNA. RefSeq names its product MICAL-like protein 1. The transcript has 2 exons. Gene Ontology annotation, cellular component: microtubule organizing center; filamentous actin. Bases 1 to 510 code for a protein of 169 amino acids. Gene Ontology annotation, biological process: actin cytoskeleton organization. The record is from RefSeq and is a predicted model, not a curated record. Gene Ontology annotation, molecular function: protein binding. Lineage: Eukaryota; Metazoa; Chordata; Actinopteri; Characiformes; Serrasalmidae.